AUGUCCCGGAGACACAUCGUCCUGACGGGCGCACCAGUGCCUAGCUCUCUGUGCUGGGAGGAAGACGAGCUGGAGACGGCCGGCAGCAAGACGCACCACGCAGCGGCCGAAGCUCGAUGGAGGAGCCUGGAGAAGGUCAGGGAGACUACGGUGUUGACUGGGCCCAUCGACGAGGGCGAAUGGUUCUUUACAGCGGGCGCCGUGCAGAGAUACAGCGGCGAGUCCGUCAGCGGGCUCGAGACGACGGCCCUGUCUGCGUUUUAUGAGCAGUCCUUUGCACUGCAUGAAGGCAUCUCAUCUGGCUCCUUUGACAAUGAUGAUACGAGGUCCUUUGGUGACGACGACUCCACUGCUGGCUUGAUUGACAGUCCAGAAGGGGACGCUUCAUCCCUGCUGCCAACGGGCUCCCAACUUCGAUCGACCGUCCGCCCCCAUUUGAGCGACCUUGAGGACAUCCCCAAGGCAGUGUAUGUCAAUGGGCUGGCUCCACGGGUUGUCACAGUCAACCUGAUAGUGGCUGUUAUCUCAGUCGAGCAGCGUCGUCGAGUACGCACUCGCUGGGGACGAGCCAUGGACCUGGUCGAGCUGCUGGUCGGCGACGAAACGAAAUCAGGAUUUCGUAUUAGCUGCUGGCUUCCGCCGCGAGAUGAUCUUCAUCAGCUCCAGCAGCAGCAGCAGCAGCCAAAGCAGAGCCCGCUGGGAGUCCCUGGAGGAAGUCCGCCCAUGUGA
This is a messenger RNA of Trichophyton verrucosum HKI 0517, 729 nucleotides long. RefSeq lists its product as uncharacterized. Bases 1 to 729 code for a protein of 242 amino acids. Lineage: Eukaryota; Fungi; Ascomycota; Eurotiomycetes; Onygenales; Arthrodermataceae. The transcript has a single exon. The record is from RefSeq and is a predicted model, not a curated record.